This is a messenger RNA of Pichia membranifaciens NRRL Y-2026, 663 nucleotides long. RefSeq lists its product as hypothetical. Bases 1 to 663 code for a protein of 220 amino acids. The record is from RefSeq and is a predicted model, not a curated record. The transcript has a single exon. Lineage: Eukaryota; Fungi; Ascomycota; Pichiomycetes; Pichiales; Pichiaceae.
AUGUCGAAGACCAGCAUUGAGGACUUGCAGGAGCAGAUCAACGACCUCAAGUCGCAGGUGGUGAAGCAGCGGGCAAUCAUCGCCAAGACGGCGCAGCAGAUGCUCAGCAUGCAGGUGAAGGACACGAAGCAGCACAUGGACUCGAUCCCAGACCCGCUGGGGCUCGGCGGGGCUGGAAAGGCGGGCGGCGGGGCGGCCGGGGCGGCGGCAGCGGUGGACACGGCGGACUUCGCCACGAACGAGGACCUCGUGCAGCUCGUGGGCGAGUUGCAGGGCCAGUUGAACCUGCUCGAGCAGAAGUCGGUGCUCCGGACGGUGAACUCGCACCAGCACCGGGACAGCGACGUGCUCUUGGCGUUGCCGAACCUCGACGGCGACAUGCCGGCCAGCGAGGUGUUCCCGCACUCGGUGGCGGAGUUCGUGAACCUGGGCGACGACGUGGUGGUGCAGCUGUGCAAGUUCUACCAGUUGCUGCCGCCCACGCUCGAGGAGCGGGCCCGGAUGCAGGCGUUUGUCGAGGGCAAGAUCGCCAGUCCGAACGAGCCGCUCAACGGCGACUACGAGCCGCCCGCAGACGACUACCCGCCCGAGACGCUGGCCGAGCUCUUUGUGGAGCUCGCCAACUUCAUCGGCGUGUCGCACAUCAAGAAGAGAGAGGACUGA